CGCACAAUCAGUGUCCAGAAUGCAGGGUUAUUUGCUCCAACGAAGACGCUUUGCUGAGCCACUUCUGCAGUCGCCACAUCAAGCAACCAGAGACUGGAAAAGAGAGUAAAAUUAAGCUGAUCGGCUCACCAAUGAUUGCAUCUGCUAAUAAUGAACUCAACGAAGUCAGCUCAAGGAAGUGGAAGGCAUGCUUGGAAAAUAGAAGUUUCCAUUAUGAAGGAACAUACAAACAUUUCCCACCCACCAUGUGGAUCAAGAUGUUUGGGCUGAUGAUUCUGGGUCGUAUGUGUGGACAAGGUGGUCUUCAUUACAUCAUGAUACAGCUGUGUAUUCAACAACAUGUUAACCUGUCCCAGCAGAUGUUGAUGCUCUUAAAUGAUGUUGAGAAAAAUCCAGGACCGGAGUAUUCGUGCAAAUGGAUAUCCUGCAAGGAAGACUUCCACUCCAUAGGACAGCAAGAUGCACAUAUCAUCUCUCAUGUGGUUCAAGAGAAAUGCUGUAGAUGGGGAGACUGUACCAAAGUCCUGAGCUUUAAUAGUCUUGAAAUCCAUGAACUUAAACAUCUCUAUGAUGUGAGUUUAGCACUGUGUAUGAACUGGUGUUGCUUCAUUUUCUGCAUAUCUUUAUCUCAGUCUUCUCUAGUUUUGAUGGUCAAAUACAUAUUGUCUGCCAGUUUUUUUCCCCCAAUACUGCCGUUCAUCGUUUGCUUGCAUCAAGAGUUUUAAAAGAAAUUAAAACUCAUUUGUUUAGUUAGAAUCUUAUGAAAGACUUAAAUGGCCAUGUUUAAUACAAUUGUAUAACAACAUAUACGAGCUAAAAAAAUAGUUGGAAUAAUUAAUGUAUAUAUGAACACAACAAAUUUACUUAAAAUCAUAGGUCUUAUUUUUGUCUGCCACUAUAAGAACCAGAACAUAUUUCGGACAUUCGAGGAUUGACUUGCUGUGUUAGAGGAUCAUCAGGUGAUGGAAGAAACCAGGCUUUUUUCGACUCAAUGUUGAUGAAACCUGAUCGACAUGCUCAUCUUGGUUGAGUAAGCCUGGGUUGAGUGUGUCCAAAAAGUAGGUAACCUGGUGAAAUCUUAGGAAAACAUUGUAACCAGAUCCAGGUUUAUUUGACUGACAGACCGAUGGACAGUGGGUCAACCGUAAAUCCCUUCAUGUGAAAACGGUAGGGACAAAAUAAAUAUCACAUUGCUCUUCUGAGUUCAUUUGUAAACCAAGUUUUAUCACAAAAUUAAAAUGGUCAAUGUAUUAUUUUGUGUAUUUAAAAAUUAUGUGAAUAUUAAGUUUCAUGAAAUCUUACUGAGUUUUCUCAAUUUUAGCUACUAUUCGGACAUGGACUGACGGACAAAUGGGCAACAAUGUCGCAAUUAGUAUACCAAGUUUUAUAAGAAUUGUUUCAUAAAAGUAACCAAUGUGUCUGUUCUAUGUCAAGGUUACUACUAGGAUGAAAUACACAAAAAGAUUUUGGUUCACAAUAGGGUAGGCUCCGCGUGCCGUGAACCGGGCAACAGCUUUUGUCAUUUAACAUUUGUGUUUUAAUGGCAUAAGCUGGCAGAUACCCUUUAACUUUAACGAUGUUUUCCGAUAAUUUCUCGGAAAAUACAAUCUAGCAAUUUUGAUUUAAUUUAGAUUACUAAAAAUUAAUAUUAAAUUUAUGCCCCCCUUGGAAGAAGAGGGGUAUAUUGUUUUGCACAUGUCAGUUGGUUGGUCCACCAGAUGGUUUCCUGAUGAUAACUCAAGAACGCUUUGGCCUAGGAUCAUGAAACUUCAUAGGUUUAUUGAUCUCGAAAUAGUAAAAUGGUUUCCGGAUGAUAACUCAAGAACGCUUACGCCUAGGAUCAUGAAACUU
Molecule: messenger RNA, 1851 nt
Organism: Dreissena polymorpha
Lineage: Eukaryota; Metazoa; Mollusca; Bivalvia; Myida; Dreissenidae
Exons: 4
Coding region: 132-725 (197 amino acids)
Source: RefSeq, a predicted model, not a curated record